Messenger RNA from Paracoccidioides lutzii Pb01, 339 nucleotides. RefSeq lists its product as hypothetical. The coding region runs from base 1 to 339 and encodes 112 amino acids. The transcript has a single exon. The record is from RefSeq and is a predicted model, not a curated record.
AUGUCGAAGGUAGACAAAACUGGGGAACGGAGCUCUCUGAAAAAACUUCUCUUCCGUAACAGUCGCCAGAGGUACAGUGAGACUCCGAUACAAACAGAAACACCGGUGGCAUCGAUUCAACACGAGGAGGAGGUGCUAUACGAGAUCGAGCUACAAGCGUUGGAAAAGCUGCCAGAGCGUCUUCAGAAAAACUAUCGUGAGCUUUUCCAUGAGCGAGUCGAACGGCUAUCCGUGAAGAACCCAAACCUCAAGUAUCGCCAAUACGAUUAUAUGGACUACUUGCUUGGCUUUACCGAUAGAGGAGGAAUCUCGUGUUGUUCAUGCCUCUCGAAACGGUAA